Messenger RNA from Sphaerulina musiva SO2202, 3761 nucleotides. RefSeq names its product chromosome segregation protein SudA. The record is from RefSeq and is a predicted model, not a curated record. Gene Ontology annotation, biological process: mitotic sister chromatid cohesion. Bases 13 to 3627 code for a protein of 1204 amino acids. The transcript has a single exon. Gene Ontology annotation, cellular component: chromosome. NCBI's taxonomy places the organism in Eukaryota, Fungi, Ascomycota, Dothideomycetes, Mycosphaerellales, Mycosphaerellaceae. Gene Ontology annotation, molecular function: protein binding; double-stranded DNA binding; cohesin loader activity.
UGACCGCCAGCCAUGUUCAUCAAGCAGAUCAUCAUACAAGGCUUCAAGUCCUACAAGGACCAGACCGUAAUCGAACCCUUUUCUCCCAAGCAUAAUGUCAUCGUCGGGCGCAAUGGGUCUGGGAAGAGUAACUUCUUCGCCGCCAUCCGCUUCGUGCUCAGCGACAAGUACACCCAGCUCAGCCGCGAAGACCGACAGGGACUUCUUCACGAGGGCACGGGCUCUGCGGUGAUGAGCGCCUAUGUUGAGCUCAUAUUCGACAAUAGCGAUGAUCGGUUCCCGACCGGUACGCCUGAAGUUGUGCUUCGCCGAACGAUUGGGCAGAAAAAGGACGAGUACAGCCUGAAUCGCAAGAACACGACCAAGCAGGAAGUGCUCAGUCUGCUCGAGAGUGCUGGCUUCAGUCGCAGUAACCCUUACUACAUCGUGCCCCAAGGCAGAGUCACUGCCAUUACGAACAUGAAAGACCAGGAGCGGUUGAAUAUGUUGAAAGAAGUUGCUGGAACUGGCGUCUACGAAGCCCGGCGGGCAGAAUCGUUUAGGAUUAUGGAAGAGACAAAGGCGAAGCGUACGAAGAUUGAUGACUUGCUGGAGCAUAUCCGGGGCAGACUGGGAGAGCUUGAAGAGGAAAAGGAAGAGUUGCGUCAAUUUCAAGAGAAGGACAAGGAACGAAGAUCUCUCGAGUAUACGAUCCACCACAAAGAGCAGCAACGGCUCGAGGAGCAAAUCAGCAGGCUCGAUGAAGAUCACGGAGAGGGCAUGGACCACAACGAGCAGAAUCGCGAGGCACUAAAAGCGAACGAGCAACAGCUAGACGCCAUUGAUGGUCAGAUCGCAAGCUUACAACAGCAAAUUAGCCUGCUGUUGCAAGAACAAACGCAGUAUAAGGAAGAGCGGACAGAAAGUGCGCGAAGCAAGGCUCAGAUUGAGGCGGAUGUGCAAGCGAUGCAGGACAAUCAAGCAUCAGCUCAGCAGGCGCAGAAUGCUCUUAACAACGAGCUACUCAACGUGCAGAAGCAGAUCAAGCAGCACGAGACGAGACUAGCUCAGUUGCUUCCGAACUACCAAGCCAAGAAAGACGCGAACAAGGCUGCCCAAGAUCAGAUCCAUGAGGCGACUGCCACAAUUCAGCGCUUGUAUGCCAAGCAAGGUCGUCAAGCUCAGUUUCGCACCAAGAAGGAACGAGAUGGGUGGCUGAAGCAAGAGAUUGCGACGACUAAUGAAAGUCUUGCCGCCCGGAAGGCCAUAAGUAUGCAGGCACAAGAUGAAAUUGCCGAAUUUGAGACGCAAAUAGCUCAGCUCGAGGCUGACAUCGCUGAAUUACGCCACCGUGUUGAAAACCGUGGUGAUGCUCAGCAGAACAUUUCUGCCGAAGUUCAACAGGCAAAGGACGAAGCAGAACGCCUGCAUGACCAGCGCAGGGAGCUUUGGCGCGAAGAAGCAAAGCUGGGGACCGUGAUCUCCAACGCUCGCGCCGAGUAUGACAAGGCAGAGUCAAUACUAGCCGGAACUAUGGACCCGAACACAGCCCGCGGCCUUGUCUCAGUAAGGCGGAUUGUUCAACAGCACGGCAUUGAGGGUGCCUACGGCCCACUUGGAGAAUUGUUCGAAACAUCACCAAAGUUUAAGACAGCAGUAGAAGUCACUGCCGGAGCUUCAUUAUUCCACUAUGUCGUCGACACUGAUGAAACUGCUGAAAAGCUCAUCAAGAUCCUCCAGCAGGAACGAGGAGGACGAGUGACCUUCACCCCCCUGAACAGAAUCAAAGUGAGGGAGACGGAACUCCCGAACUCUAGCGAUGCCGUUCCUAUCAUUGGGAAGAUCAAGUACGACAUGAAGUUCGAUAAAGCCAUGCAGCAAGUGUUCGGCAAGACGGUGGUUUGUGUGACUCUGCAGAUAGCAGCACAAUACGCGCGCAGCCAUGGUGUCAGCGCCAUCACUGCUCAGGGUGACCGGUCUGACCAGAAGGGUGCCUUGACAGGUGGAUAUUUCAACCCCAGAAACUCACGCAUUGACGCCCUUCGAAGACUCAUGGCUGCCAGGGACGAGUGGGAACGCGUCCGUGGCCGUGGCGACGAAAUUCAUGACGAACUCCAGAAGCUUGACCAGCAGGUGACCAAGGCAAAGAGUAAUCUGCAGAAGAUUGAGCAGAAGCGUGAUCAGCUCGAAGGCGGCUAUGGUCCACUACGAGAAGAGCUUAGGCGCAAAGAACAAGAUCUGGGCAAGCGCCGCGACGACAUCGAUCGGCAGCAACGUGCGAGGGAGAACAUUGAUACCUUGAUAAAAGACUUGAGCAACCAGAUGAGCGGAUACCAAUCGGAGCUGCAGGCGGACUUUAAGAAAGCGCUAAGCAAUCAAGAGGAGCGCGAGCUGGAAACGCUAAGCGCUCAACUCCCGGAUUUGAGAAAGCAGUAUUCAGAGCUUGGCAGGGAGCUGUCCGAGCUAGAGAAUCAAAAGAGGAACCUCGAAGAUAUCUUAAAUGUCAAUCUUCGGCCACGUUUGGACGAAUUACAAGGCGCAGACCUGGACGCUAACGUCAACAGUAGCGGUAACAGCAAUUCCAGACUGAAAGAUCGAAGCAACGACCUCAAACGCAUCACCAAAGCGUUGAACACCAUCGACAAGAAGCUGCUGGAGCUUGAGACAUCCAUCGAGUCUGCACAGGAACAGCUUCAUAAUCUUGAAGCCAACCGCGUUGAACAGCGGGCAGAAGUUGAGAAGUUCGAGCAAGCUAUUCGUCGUUAUCAGAACAGGAUCGAAAAGGGUGCGGAGAGACGUGGUGCCUUUCAGGCGCUCCUCAACCAAGAAUUGGCCACGAUCCGCAGUCUUGGUGUCCUACCUGAACAGACUUUCAGGCCGGAGUAUACCGAGCUUAGUUCUGAUCGCGCAACGAAGCGUCUGCACAAGGCACAAGAGGCUCUCAAGAAGUACGGCCACGUCAACAAGAAAGCAUAUGAACAGUUCCAGCAGUUUGAACAGAAGCGCGAUGAACUAGAGAAACGUCGCCAAGACCUCGACCUCAGCGACAAGUCGAUCAAAGAGCUCAUUGACGUGCUCGAUCAACGCAAGGACGAAGCCAUUGAACGCACAUUCAAGCAAGUUAGCAGAGAGUUUCAUAUCAUUUUCGAGAAGCUUGUACCAGCAGGCACAGGGUUCCUCAAGAUUGGCCGCAACAGUGAUCGUCAGGUCAACGGAGGCGCAGAGGAAGAGAGCGAGGACGAAGGCGCACGCUCCAGGAAGGUGGAAAAUUAUACCGGUAUCGGCAUCCACGUCUCGUUUAACAGCAAGCAUGAUGAGCAGCAACGCAUUCAGCAACUUUCUGGUGGGCAGAAGUCGCUCUGUGCUCUUGCACUUGUGUUUGCUAUUCAAGCGUCUGAUCCUGCUCCGUUCUACCUUUUCGACGAGAUCGAUGCGAAUUUGGAUGCACAGUACCGAACUGCCGUGGCACAGCUUUUGCAGGAGUCGAGUCAAAGCGGGCAGUUCAUUUGCACCACUUUCAGACCAGAGAUGCUACACGUUGCGGAGAAGUGUUAUGGCGUGAGUUAUCUGAACAAGGCGAGUAGUAUCGAUGUUGUCAGUAAGGAGCAGGCUCUGGAUUUUGUCGAGGGCCAAAUCAGUGGCAAGUAGAGCGUCAAUGUGUCAGUCAUGGUGUUCCAAUGAUAUGACGGAAUGAGGCGAGGAUAUGAGACCGGCGUCAAUGCGCAAUAAUUGCUUUGAAUGUCGAAUGAUACCAAUUUGUAAUCCGUGGUGCCACAAUCGAA